UUUCUCGUAUUCGUUCGCAUUGGCCAUGCCAUCCUAAGAGAAGAGGUGAUACUGAUGUGCAACACACGAUGUCAGUUAAGCAAUAGCUUUGAGACGAGUAACAAAUAACCACUGGUGUGUAUAACAUUUUUUUUCUUCGUUAAACUCUGCUCAUUUUUAUCUACGACAACAAGAGAAUCCAGUGUAAACGAUAUUGUUUUGAAUAAAAGUAAAGUGACAAGUAAAGCGAAUUUUAAUUUGGUGAUUUUUUUUUUUUUUUUUGUGCAUGAAAAAUACACAUUUUCUGUUUGGUCAACGACAAGAGAGAGAAACGGUGUGUUCAAGUUAUCGUUUAGAUUUAUAUCGGUACGUGUGCAUUUGGAUAACCUGAAUCAAGAAGAUAAGACGAGAACUCAUCAUCGACUCUCUGAUAAAAUUGUAUAUUUAGUCGAAAAAUUCGCGCAUCACUCAAACACAUACACAGAAUCAGUGUGACUUUCUAUCUUUCUCACCGUUGGAUUUUCGUAAUCCCAAAAAGCCCGCAAGUGGUGUGCGUGAUUUUAAAUAUCAGUGUUUGCUCUCUGUUCAACGUUCGAAAUAUACACAAAACAGCAAAUGCACUCAGCCCUGACUGAAUACAAAUCAGUCAUAAUGUGCGAACUAUUUACGACGGUGUGUGACAAUUGAGAUGAAUAUUCGUUCGUGAUCGCGAAUGAGAAAACAUAUUGAAAAUCUCUCUCUCGUUUACCGCGCUCUCGAAAUACUACUAUUAUUUUAAUAAUAAACGAUUUAGAUAUAUAUUAUUAUACAAGAUCAAAGCCAAUAAAUAAUUCAGUGUGAAAAUUGCGCGACGGCCAAGCACAUACACAAAAACGACAUCAAUGUUUCCAAUGUGCGACGCGAAUGUGAUCACACUUGCGAUAUGACAAUAUUAUCUUAAUCGACACCGAUCACUUUUCGAACGUAUAGUGAUUUUUUUUUACGCGAAGAAAAAACACAGACAUUUUGUGAUUAGAUUUAAAGAAAGAAAAAAAAGAAAGUGAAUUUCCGGGCCAAUAUUUGUGCAAGUUAAAUAAACUGUCUUGAACUGGACGAUUUGAAGAAGAAAAAAUAUACAAAAACAGACACAAUGGAUUUAUCUAGUUAUUUGCUGGUGAUUUUAGUGGCGAUUGUGUGUUCCACAUGCACAGCGCUUGACAAUAAACAGAAACAAGGCGGUCGCGGACGAGGCUCAAUGUGGUGGGGCAUUGCAAAAGUUGGCGAACCCAAUAAUAUAUCACCAUUAACAUCGAGCAUCGUGUACAUGGACCCAGCCAUCCAUACAACACUGCGGCGCAGACAACGGCGAUUGGUACGUGAAAAUCCGGGUGUGUUGGCGGCAUUAGUCAAAGGUGCCAACCUCGCCAUUUCAGAAUGUCAACACCAAUUUCGGAAUCGAAGAUGGAACUGUUCGACGAAAAAUUUUCUACGUGGCAAAAAUCUAUUUGGCAAAAUCGUUGAUCGAGGUUGUCGUGAAACGGCGUUCAUUUAUGCAAUAACAAGUGCGGCUGUUACGCAUUCGAUUGCCCGUGCUUGCAGCGAAGGUUCAAUUGAAUCGUGUACAUGUGACUACAGCCAUCAAUCGCGUUCGCCACAAAUGAAUAACAUGGGCACACCGACGGUUGGUGUUCGUGACUGGGAAUGGGGUGGUUGUUCCGAUAACAUUGGAUUUGGAUUUAAAUUCUCGCGCGAAUUUGUCGACACCGGUGAACGUGGUCGCACUCUUCGCGAGAAAAUGAAUUUGCACAACAAUGAAGCCGGCCGAAUUCAUGUUCAAAGUGAGAUGCGUCAGGAAUGUAAAUGCCAUGGUAUGUCAGGAUCAUGUACAGUGAAGACAUGCUGGAUGCGUUUGCCAAAUUUCCGAUUGGUUGGUGACAAUCUGAAAGAUCGAUUCGAUGGUGCAUCACGUGUUAUGAUCAGUAACGGUGCGAAUGGUGUCAGUGAAAAUGCCAUCCAACACAUCAACAGUAACAGUCUUCAGUCAAACAAUAUUGCAUCCAGCCCAAACAGUAUUUCAUCCAAUUCAAUUCGCCGUGAUCAUCAUAAACGGAAAAAUAAUAGAUAUCAUUUCCAAUUGAAACCAUACAAUCCGGAUCACAAAGCACCUGGUACCAAGGACCUGGUAUACUUAGAGCCAUCGCCUGGAUUUUGUACGAAAAAUGCACGAUUGGGCAUACAAGGAACCAGCGGUCGCCAGUGUAACGACACAUCAAUCGGUGUGGAUGGUUGUGAUCUAAUGUGUUGCGGCCGUGGCUAUCGAACGCAAGAGGUGAUUGUCGUCGAACGUUGCUCGUGCACAUUUCACUGGUGCUGCGAAGUCAAAUGUAAACUAUGCCGAACGAAAAAAACCAUUCAUACGUGCCUCUAAAACAAAAACAAUAUUGCUCGUAGGUGGAAUCAAAUUGCAUUAUUAGCAUCUAGUUAGUGUAGUUUUUGUCGUGUGUAAGCUAUAACAUAGGGUUUUUUUUUAGCAGCGACACGUGCAUUUUGCAAUGCCUCACUUGAAAUCAGUCUGAAUAGAGAAACAUUUAAGUUUUGCGAACGAAAAAAUUUUUAGUAAAACUUGCUUUUGUAUAGAAAACAAAAUUAUUCGAAGUGACAGUAUUAAACACCCAGUGCUUAUUUUUUUAUUUCUUGUGCGUUGAGCAAAAGGAGUAAAGUGAAUCGAUCGAACACACAUACACAUUCAUUCAUCUAGUUUAGAAUUGGGAACACGAAUAGCGGAAAUGACGAAGACUGAUUUUUGUACAUAGUUUUUAUUCCUCUUUUUUUCUUGUGCGUGUGGAUGUUUUUUGUAAAUUUUUUUACUACUCCAGUCCAAAAGUCAUGUGCGAUGUGCGAACAUCGUUGGCUUUUUUGUGGCGCAUAUGUGCCACUACUUAAAUUAGACAUACCCUUCUUGAUUCCGAAGAGAGAGAGACACACUCUCUUCUUUAUUUAAAGAGGAACAAACUCUUCUUGCCGUAGAGAAAGAGCCAACACAUUCAUUUUAUCAAUUGCAACACAAUCAGCUUAUCCAUUAAAUAAAAAAAAUAAUUAAAUUAUGUGUGUAUAUAUUAUAUGCUUGGAUUGUUCUAACUAAUACGAUAAGAGUAAGAAACACAAAAACUAUACGUAAUAUUUAAUUUAUAUGGAAUUUGUAGCGUUAGACUGGCUCUGAAUUCAGAGCAAAUGGCGACAAGCACGGAAAUCCAAGUGAAUCUUCGAAUAAAAAAAUGUCCAACUGCUUCAGAUAGAAACUGGAUGUUUUAGACACGCACGCUCAUCACAACACAUUCAUAUAGAUCAUAAGUGAAUCAAAACAAAAGCAAGAAGAAUUCAAAACGAAAGCAAGACGAAAAAAUUGUUCAUGAAAAAAAACGAAAACAAAAAUUGUUGAUAUUUGUACAUAAAACGAUGUUUAAGCUAAUUAAGAUUUAAGCCUAAGUAAAGUAAAAGAAAGAAGAAACAAAAUGUCUACUUCAGAUUCUUUUGAAGGUUCUCAUGUCAGCGCUUUUUCUGAUUUAAACUAAGCAUAAACAUAAUAAAUUGUAUUUAUCACUAAACCUUAAGAUGAACACAAAGUCUUAAUUUUGGAUGUGAACACGUGCAUUCAAACCUGUGUGACCUAAUGAAACUAAUGUAAAAAAAACGAAUCUAAUAAUCAAAAAUCGCAUAGUCUCUAUCUAAAACACAAAAAAUGUAACUUGGUAUAAUUUGUAUUGCUAGAUACCCAUCCCGAAUAAGUGUUUAAUUUAAAAUGCCUAAUUUAUGUCUAACGGAAUUCACAAACAAACAAAAAAACAUAUUUUCUUUUCAUACACAAUUCGAAUAAUAUUUUAUAUAUAUACGAAAUACAAAAGAUACAAAGUAAUUUUUUUUGCAGAGCAUUUAUGAUGAUGAAAAGAGAAGCAUGGAGAGAAUGAUAAAAGAAAAAAGUUUGUAAAAAUAAA
Messenger RNA from Sitodiplosis mosellana (orange wheat blossom midge), 3950 nucleotides. It is a transcript of the gene wg, whose product is annotated as protein wingless. Lineage: Eukaryota; Metazoa; Arthropoda; Insecta; Diptera; Cecidomyiidae. The coding region runs from base 1109 to 2386 and encodes 425 amino acids. The transcript has 5 exons. Gene Ontology annotation, cellular component: extracellular region. The record is from RefSeq and is a predicted model, not a curated record. Gene Ontology annotation, molecular function: frizzled binding; cytokine activity. Gene Ontology annotation, biological process: multicellular organism development; cell fate commitment; canonical Wnt signaling pathway.